AUCGACGCAGACCAGUAUGUGGUUUGAAGUACGUUUUGGUGUGACGAGAAUUUGGAAAGAAGUCAACAUUACCAGCUAAAUCAAAUAAAUAUAAAGAAUAAAUAAAUAUUUAAUUGACCGGCUGUGUAUUUCCGUACGUAAGCCAUUAUGCUUCCACUGUCUCUACUGAAAACAGCACAGAACCACCCUAUGCUGGUGGAGCUGAAGAAUGGGGAGACGUACAACGGUCAUCUGGUCAGCUGUGACAACUGGAUGAACAUUAAUUUAAGAGAAGUCAUCUGUACCUCCAGGGAUGGAGAUAAGUUCUGGAGGAUGCCCGAAUGCUACAUCCGAGGAAGCACCAUCAAAUACCUGCGGAUCCCUGACGAAAUCAUCGACAUGGUGAAAGAGGAAGUUGUGUCCAAGGGCCGUGGCCGGGGUGGCAUGCAGCAAAAUAAACAGCAGGGAAAAGGCAGAGGAGGCGGAGCCGGCCGGGGUGUGUUUGGUGGCAGGGGAAGAGGGAACACAGGUGCUGGCCGUGGACAGCCACAAGACAAAAAGCCUGGAAAACCACAGGGCGUCAAAAACCAGCACUGAAGACAAACACCAUACCUCCUUUAUUAUUUUUCUUUCGUCAUUUUCUGCUUCUCACCAGAUUUAUAACAUGACACGUAAUGUAAUCCCAACCCACUGACAAAUUCUAAAGGGACAUUUCCUUUUUUGGUACAGAUUGCUAUUAAGCAUACACUUGUUCUAUGUAGUAAAUUAUCAUUCUGUUUAUAAAAAAAAGAAAGAAAAAAAUACAUGAUCCUUUUUCAAUUUCAUAAUUGAUCAAAAUAUUCUGAUCAUUAAAAGAUAUCAUGAGGUUUGAGUUGUUAAACAUUUCAUUCAUAAAAUGGCAUCUGUUUUAUCUCAAUGGUAAAAUGAUCUUUUUUUUCCUUUAGUCCUUAUUUUUUUCUGGUUUUGCUGCCUGAUUUAUUUUUAGUGCUGUAAAUGAUAUGCAGUAGCCUUAAUAAAUACUUUUUUGUUAA
Messenger RNA from Clarias gariepinus (North African catfish), 1010 nucleotides. It is a transcript of the gene lsm4, whose product is annotated as LSM4 homolog, U6 small nuclear RNA and mRNA degradation associated. Gene Ontology annotation, cellular component: U6 snRNP; P-body; spliceosomal tri-snRNP complex. Gene Ontology annotation, molecular function: U6 snRNA binding. Gene Ontology annotation, biological process: P-body assembly; spliceosomal snRNP assembly; nuclear-transcribed mRNA catabolic process. The transcript has 5 exons. The coding region runs from base 148 to 576 and encodes 142 amino acids. The record is from RefSeq and is a predicted model, not a curated record. NCBI's taxonomy places the organism in Eukaryota, Metazoa, Chordata, Actinopteri, Siluriformes, Clariidae.